This is a messenger RNA of Danio rerio (zebrafish), 2313 nucleotides long. It is a transcript of the gene mxra8b, whose product is annotated as matrix-remodelling associated 8b. Gene Ontology annotation, biological process: cell adhesion. NCBI's taxonomy places the organism in Eukaryota, Metazoa, Chordata, Actinopteri, Cypriniformes, Danionidae. Gene Ontology annotation, cellular component: membrane. The record is from RefSeq and is marked validated.
CGCAGCAGAACUAACCACCAUCUUCAACCACACUUCAGACAUGUUUAUUGUGCUGUACACCUGCAGUGCAUUGAUCUUACCAUGUGUCUGGACACAAAACAGCAUACCGAGUGUGGUUGUUGAGGCGAGGAACAUUACAGUUCCAGUAGGGUCGGAUGUGGUUCUGCCGUGUCAUAACCAGAGGAUGGUUUGGAGGCAGGAUCGUCUGCGUGACCGUCAGCGAGUUGUGCAUUGGGACCUGAUCCGGAACCAACCCGAUUACACCGUGGAGCGAAUUUUAGACAUGUUUUCAGGGGGAACAGAGCGCUUAUACAAUGACUACAACAAAGGCAGAGUCACUAUUGCAAAAGACGCCUUCAGUGAUGGAAACUUCUCACUAGUUAUUAAUAAUGUGGACAUGAAUGAUAAAGGCAUCUAUACCUGCAACCUGCAUCACCACUAUUGCAAAGUCCACCAGUCCGUUCAAAUGCAGCUCAACGUCACCAAAUCACCUCGAAAGGAAAAGCGCGUCUGGGAUGGCGAGAAAGCAGUGUUUGUGGUUCUGGUGGGGAAGAGUGUGGUUCUUCCCUGUGUGAUCCGCAGGCAGUUGUGGACGGAUAGUCAGAGGGAUGAGGGCCAGCAGCAGGUGGUCCACUGGGACUGGCAGGCACCUGGAGUGACCCGUGACCGAGCGGAACGCCUCAUUGACAUGUACGCCUCUGGAGAGAAGCGGCAGUACGGGCCGCUCUACCUUCAAAAAAAGAUGAACAUCUCAGCCGAUGCCUUUUCUCUUGGGGAUUUCUCACUGAGCCUUCAUAACAUUCAGCCAGCUGAUAAAGGCCUGUUUUCCUGCCAUCUUCACCAUCAUUACUGUGGCCUGCAUGAAAGACGGAUCUACAGGUUGAUCCUCGGCCCUUCUGUCCAGGCUUUGCCUCCAGUGCGCUCCUCCACUGAAGCACAGAAAAACCCUGCUCGUACUGUCCUUCCUGCUGAUGAUCCAAAUACAAACAUGGUGGAAGCGCCUCACGUCCUCAAUGUAAUCCUGCCUGAGAAUCAAACCCAUCUACUUCAUCAAGUGGGCUACAUCCUGGUGGUCUUCCUUCUGCUUCUGUUAAUGCUUAUUGGCAUCAUCAUGACCACGAGACACUGCAGAAAGAAAGGGUAUGAGCUUGAUGUUGGAAGGAAUGAGUGUGGUCGAAUGACGUCCAUUGAACUCGAUGUCACAGAACUGCAACCCUACAAUCAGGAAGAUAUGCGACUGAACUACAAGAACAACAUAAUGAAAGAAAGGGCAGAGUCAAACAACUAUCCUUCUCCAAAAGUUAUUGAUUUCAACAGAGAAAUGGAGAGAAUGUCAUGGAAAUGAGUGAUACUGGGCUGCUGGCUGGUCCAGAGCGAGCUGAGCGAGAACAGACUUUGCAUUGAGAACAGGAGUGGAAUUACUGUCUUCUUUUCAUCAUAAUAACUGCUUUCAUGAACUUAUAAUACUCACAUUCUGUCGAUUUAGAUAAAUCAAAUGAAAGUGAAUUAGAUUUCUUAUCAUAACCGCAGCGUACCAUAAGUGUAAUUUUUUAAUUAAAGUUAUAACAUAUGCCAAAUGUGGUUAGGUGGUUUGCUAAGUUCAGCAUUUUGGUGGUACUCUAAAAUUCUCUGUGGUAGAAACCACUGUAAGUGUCUGAUUCUGAAUGGAAAUUUCCUCGUAAAACUCAGGAAGCAAACAUAUAGCUGUGGCUUCAGGUCUAAAUAGUCAAAGAUGGUACACAAUUGAACCUCAAAGGCAAACAAAUGUACUAUUUAUGCCAUUCUGUUGUAUGACAAAAAUAAAAUGUGACUUUUUAAUCUCACAUUUGUGACCUUCAUAAUUCAAAUCUGACUUUUUGUCCGUACAAUUCAGUUUUUUAUCUCACAAUUAUGAAAAAAGUUCUCUAAUUAAGUGAUAAAAAGCUGAAAUUGUAUUAUUUAAUCUUAUUCUGUGCCAGAAACAAGAUACUGAUAUGUGCAUGCAUCUGUUAUUAUGUUUCUUCUAAAUUUUGAGUCUUAUUGACCAGGACUUCUUUGGUCCAUUGUUUUUUUAUAUAUAUAGUUUUUUUUAACGUUACAGUAUGUAGAUGAAUGUUAUGGCACAUUUUGCUUUUCCAAUACAAGCAAGUUCUAUUAUCCUUUCCCCAUCUUCAUUAUUGUUGAUCAGCUUUUUCCUUGGUCAGUAUUGUUUAUUUCCACAGCUUAUGAAGCAUUUGUGCAGUAGUUUUAUUUGAUUUUUGAAUGUACAUUUAUCUUUAAAGUGCCUGUGGAUCAUCAUGCUGGUAUAGAGGACCAAUACAAUAAAGUUUAUUC